CACUCAAGUACUUACUCACUCACCCCAUCCACCGGGACUCUCACUCUCUCACUCAAACUCAUUCACCCAAUCCCUCCGCCACCGCCAUACACAGCGUCUCGACAAGCGGCGCCCUAAAAAUAAAAGAUGCUGCCCCCGGCCCUCGCCUCACUGGUCGACCCUUUCCUCUUCAUGGGGCUGGCCCUCUCCUUCCUGCCGUCCACCGUCCUCUCGGCCCUGCUCGCCCGCGACUUCGCCACCCUCUUGUCCCCCUCCCGUCUGCGGUCGGCCUGGUUCGGCCGCUUCUGGGCCCACGUCGGCCCCACGGUGCGCCAGAACGCCGAGAAGAACGUGGUGCCCCUCCUCCAGGGCCGCGUCGCCGGCGGCGCCAUCAUUCCCCCCCCGCCGACGACUCCAGCACCCUCCUCCGACAGCGAUGCCGCCGCCGGCGCCCCACCGCACCCCGCCGUGUCCGGCACCGUCCUCGAGGUCGGUCCCGGGUCCGGGAUGUGGGUGUCGCUCUACACGCCGCAGAACCUGCCGGCGUCCACCAGCGGCGGCGACGGUGGCGGCGGCGGCGGCGGCAUCCGCAAGAUCUACGGCGUCGAGCCCAACCCGACGGUGCACUCGCUCUUGCGGCGGCAGGUGGCGGCCGCGGGGCUGGACGACGGGACCUACGAGAUCGUGCCGCUGGGCAUCGAGGACCUGGCCGCGUCCGGGCGGGUGCCCCUCGGGAGGGUCGACUGCAUCGUGACCAUCAUGUGCCUGUGCAGCAUCCCCGACCCGCGCCGCAACAUGGCCCAGCUCUACCGCUUCCUCAAGCCCGGCGGGCGCUGGUACGUCUACGAGCACGUCAGGUGCUUCCACUGGCAGGGCUGGAGCAUGCGGCUGUACCAGGCCUUCCUUGGCAUAUUCUGGCCGCACCUCAUCGGCGGCUGCGAAAUGUGUCGCGACACGGGCAAGUGGCUCACCGAGGUCGCCCCCUGGAGCCAGGUUGACUUGUGCCAGCUGCAGGGCGAGCCCUGGUACUUUACCAUGCCGCACGUCAUCGGGGUUCUGACAAAAUAGAGCCACCGAGCAGCCAACCGUACGUACGAGUUCGGUAUGGACUCCGGCGCUAUCACAGCCGAUAACCACCUCUAUCAUUCACAAGUCAAUUCUCAGAUCAUCGAGUGAUUUCCCUGGCCGAAUCAGUUACCCACUGCCUGGCUAUCUCGGGCGCUAUACCUGUCUAUCCAUCAUCUUCCCGUCAUGAAACAAGGCUCGUAGAAAAUGGCCACAGAUCAGCCAAAGUAUACGAUCGUUAUCUCUCCCGGGACCGAAAGCUUGAACUCCCACCCUGAAUAGGAUAGCCAGCUUGAUAACCCUCCUCACCAAUCGUCAGCGGC
Messenger RNA from Thermothelomyces thermophilus ATCC 42464, 1367 nucleotides. RefSeq lists its product as uncharacterized. The coding region runs from base 127 to 1047 and encodes 306 amino acids. Lineage: Eukaryota; Fungi; Ascomycota; Sordariomycetes; Sordariales; Chaetomiaceae. The transcript has 2 exons. The record is from RefSeq and is a predicted model, not a curated record.